GUGAACCACGCUUCGCCAUCGCCAUUCCCCCGACAAGAGCGUGACUGCUAUAACCAGUGUUAUCAGACAGUGGUUCCCAUGUGUUCCGAAUUUUGAGGUGACCUUAGCUGGCGUGCAUAAGCUGUCUGGUUUGAUACCAGUGUGACAUAGUGCAGUAAAACGCCUAUGCUUGAUAGAGCUACACCAAGGUUUACACAAACUGUUCUGCUAUAUAAGCUUUGCACGCUAGCGAUUUUAGUGUCAGAUAGCUAGCUAGUUCAUUUUACUAGGUUCGGUAUGGCAGAAGCGCAACAAGCUCGGGUUCAAAAUGCAGUAGAGGAGAUGGUUCAGGGUUUGGAACGGGAACACAUUCGCAAAAUGCAAGGCAUAAUGUUCAAGUGCAGCGCCGAUUGUUGCGAUCGGCCAUCGGACUCCAUGUCGCAGGUACACCAGUGCAUCGAACGCUGCCACGCACCUUUGGCACAGGCACAGAGUUUGGUUACCACAGAGCUGGAGAGGUUUCAGGACCGCCUGGCCCGCUGCACCAUGCACUGCAACGACAAGGCCAAGGACCUGUUCGACUCGGGGGCCAAGGAGCUGGCCGUGCGCGGCCUGAUGGAGAGGUGCGUGGGCGCCUGCGUGGACGAGCACGUCAACCUGCUGCCCAGCGUGACCCGCAAGCUGAAGGACAGCCUGGGCGGGAUCCCGCAGUGAGGGGCUGGGGGGCGUCGGCUUUCGGACACUCGGGACGGGCAGAGGCGCAGGCCCACACCCUCAGCCCUCGACCAGAGACCAGCGGGCAGAACGAGGAGAAAGCCUGUGGAGAUUUAUAAAGAAGUAUCGGCGGUACAGGCACACAGUAGGAUAGACAGUGGAGCCGACUCGGGAUAAAGCUGGGGGCAACAGUGGGCUCUGAAUAGGCUGGUUGGUUUUGCGUUUAGUUGUUUUGCUCAACAGACAUAUGCCAUUGGACUGUCUCAAGCAACUCUUCUCAACAAGAACUAGCGCACAUUCAGCAGAGAUAAAGGUGGUAGCAUAAACGGGUAUACAUACUACACACAUGCAGAAAACCUUAUGUCGACAAAAGAACGAUAACAAUCAUCGUUCAUUUAGUUGCAUAGUAAAGUUGAAACAAGCUGUGACAUGGCAUCACAACUGUGACAAGUCUGCUGCCUGUGGUAAUGAGCUUGGAAGGUCAGUGAUCAGACAUGGUCCUUAUGCAUAUAAAUGAAUGGGUUAUACUUAGCAAUGGACUUGAGUCUCUAGAAAUGUUUUUGACCUUAAUUCUGCACAUUUCUGUGUAGUUUACAUUGGCUGAUACAGCCCCUUUAGAGAGGCAGUGGUGAUAUCUCAUAUUAUUAAGGCCUUUGUGUAGCCCAUGCAUUUCUAUUUUAGAGUGCUUUGUGCUGACUUUUAUGUGUAACAGCAUAGACCAGAUAAACACUGAAGUGCCCCUUGCAGCAUGUUGAGUUUUAAUUCGGCCUGACUGGAUCUCCUCAACAAGACGUCCUCACUGUGAUGCUGUUAAAAUGUACUGUACCAUGUUGUUGUUUUUAUAACAAAUUAAAGAUGCAAAUAACAAAG
Anguilla anguilla (European eel) is the source of this 1563-nucleotide messenger RNA. RefSeq names its product family with sequence similarity 136 member A (gene timcc). The transcript has 3 exons. Gene Ontology annotation, cellular component: cytoplasm. Lineage: Eukaryota; Metazoa; Chordata; Actinopteri; Anguilliformes; Anguillidae. The record is from RefSeq and is a predicted model, not a curated record. The coding region runs from base 277 to 693 and encodes 138 amino acids.